CUCUCUCAAUAAAAAGCCUAAAGCCACAACACACCAAGUCAAAUUAUUGGAGAGAUAAAGAGAGAGAAGUUUCUUCAACUGCUGCUGCCAACAAAGAUAGAUGCAGAAAACAUAGCAGAGAGAGGGAAAGAAGAGAGAGAGAGAGAGAGGGAAAGAAGAGAGAGAGAGAGAGAUGGGAAGAGCUCCUUGCUGUGAUAAGGCUAACGUGAAGAAGGGGCCGUGGUCGCCUGAAGAAGAUGCAAAACUUAAAGAGUUCAUCGAGAAAUUUGGUACGGGUGGAAAUUGGAUUGCUUUACCUCAGAAAGCUGGGUUGAAGAGAUGCGGAAAGAGCUGCAGAUUGAGAUGGCUAAAUUAUCUGAGGCCAAACAUUAAGCAUGGCGAAUUUUCUGAUGAAGAAGACAGAAUAAUUUGUACGCUCUAUGCAAGUAUCGGAAGCAGGUGGUCGAUUAUAGCAGCUCAGUUACCAGGGAGGACUGACAACGAUAUCAAGAACUACUGGAACACCAAGCUGAAGAAGAAACUGAUCAUGGGACUGAAUCCAUCAAACUUGGGAAAAUUUUCACAGCCAUUUUCAGCCAGCCUUCAAACUCAACCUCAACCUUUGUCUUCUGAUCUGCUGCAGUUGUACAGAGAUUACAACUCACUUUGCUUCCAGGCUGCUAAAUCCGUCUCUGCAGUUGAAUCAUUUUCAGGCCCACAAAAUUUUCUCCACUGCAACAGUGACAACCUUUCAUUCUUAUCUACCAGUCAAUGUUCUAUCAAUUAUCAGCAAAACCAAGAGGGUUUGGUGGACUUGCAGUACUAUGAUCCAGGGAAAGACAACGUUAAUAUGCUUGUAUUUGGGGGUAAUGAAGCAAGUUGUUCUUCAUCUGAUGGGAGCUGCUGCCAGAUCAGCUACGGGAAAGAACAGGUGAUCAAACAAGAAGAUCAAAUGGGCUGUCUUCAUCGGGAUUUUCAUGUUGAAGAAAGCCAGAAGUUCAUGCUUCAUUACGGACAGUAUGUUGAUGGAGAUCAGCAUCAUCAUCAUGGGGAUCCGUUCAGUGUUUUUCUUGAUGAAAGGGCAAAUGGGGUUUUGGGCAGCAACAGUCAAUAUCUGGAGCAAGUUAAGCAACUGAUUAGCUCUGGUAAUGGCAACAGUUUCUUGUUUAAUGAUGAAAACAAGACUGAUGAGAGGGGGAUGUAUUAUUACUACUGAGAGAGAAACUGACUGUAGUACAAUCAGAAAGAUUUGAAGGGGCAUGGAGCAUGGUGGUGUGGGGUGGGAGUCAGGAUUCAGAUGAAAAAGGAGUUUCAGUUUCUGGGGUUCUGUGUUGUGAUGCAAAUUCAAUGGAAAAAAAACUUCUU
This is a messenger RNA of Sesamum indicum (sesame), 1344 nucleotides long. RefSeq names its product transcription factor MYB106-like. The record is from RefSeq and is a predicted model, not a curated record. NCBI's taxonomy places the organism in Eukaryota, Viridiplantae, Streptophyta, Magnoliopsida, Lamiales, Pedaliaceae.